Molecule: messenger RNA, 1626 nt
Organism: Phyllostomus discolor (pale spear-nosed bat)
Lineage: Eukaryota; Metazoa; Chordata; Mammalia; Chiroptera; Phyllostomidae
Gene: PHYHD1
Product: phytanoyl-CoA dioxygenase domain containing 1
Exons: 11
Coding region: 96-971 (291 amino acids)
Source: RefSeq, a predicted model, not a curated record
UCCUUCCGGGCCUCCCAGGCGCUCUGCCCUCCUGACUUUUCCGCGGCAGCCCGAGCACAGUCCCGGGAGCCACCCGACCGCCCAGCUUCCUCCCCAUGGCCGGCCUGAGCCCUGAGCAGCUCCGGAAGUUCCAGGAGGAUGGAUACCUGGUGCUGGAGGGGUUCCUGUCUGCCGAGGAGUGUGGGGCCCUGCAGCAGAGGGUCGCUGAGAUAGUGGCCAGGAUGGACGUCCCUCCCCACUGCCGCGUCGAGUUUUCCACCCAGGAGGAGGAGCAGGUGCGAGUCCAGGGCAGCACGGACUAUUUCCUGACCAGUGGCGACAAGAUUCGAUUCUUCUUUGAGAAAGGCGUUUUUGACAAGAAAGGAAAUUUCCUGGUCCCUCCGGAGAAAUCCAUCAACAAGAUUGGCCACGCUCUGCACGCCCAUGACCCUGUCUUCAAAUGUGUCACACACUCCCCCAAGAUGCAGGCCUUGGGCAGAAGCCUGGGCCUCCAGAUGCCCGUGGUGGUGCAGAGCAUGUACAUCUUUAAGCAACCUCACUUGGGCGGUGAAGUCACCCCUCACCAGGACGCCACCUUCCUGUACACGGAGCCCCUGGGCCGGGUGCUGGGCGUGUGGAUCGCGCUGGAGGACGCCACGCUGGAGAACGGCUGCCUCUGGUUCAUCCCUGGCUCCCACACCAGUGAAGUAACGAGAAGGAUGGUGCGGGCCCCCGCUGGCUCGGUAACUGGCACCAGGUUCCUGGGGUCAGAACCAGACUGGGACGACAACCUCUUCGUGCCCACACCAGUGCAGAGAGGGGCCCUCGUCCUAAUCCACGGACAAGUAGCACACAAGAGCGAGAAGAAUCUCUCCGACCGCUCACGCCAGGCCUACACGUUCCACCUCAUGGAGUCCGCUGGCACCACGUGGAGCCCGGAGAACUGGCUCCAGCCAACAGCUGAGCUGCCCUUUCCCCCGCUGUACACCUAACUGGCUCCCGCAGGGCCGGGCACUGGCCCCUCCCAGGACACUGUGGGCUGCGGACGCCAGCACCUCGCCUGACCGCCCAGCGGCAACGGGGAAGUCACAUCUCUCCUCCCGGGCUCUCCUCCUGCCAGCGGCUGCGCCCCUUGGCCCUGCAGACAGGCAGGCAACAGGUGGCGGCCGGGCAGCAGGGGCCCGGCUGGGUGCCUUUCCCAAGAUGUGUCUCCCCCACCCCAAAUACGACCUCCCUCCGGAGCAGUGGUUUUCAACUUUUUUUAUCUUGCAGCACAAACAGACUGAUUGCUACAAUUCUGAGGCACGCCCCCCAAAUUUUUUUUGAGGAUCUGACAAAAUGAAACACUCUAAUUUUGAUUCAUCAUACUGGACUGCUCUUGUUGUAAUGACUGUUGUCAUUUUUUUAAAUUUGACAAUCUGAGGGAAAAGAGGUUGGCACCCCCUGACUGAAUAGUCACGUACUGCACGUUUUAAAAAUCCUCGCGGCGCACCCUCGUGCCUCAACCAAUGGGUUGAAAGUCGCCGCUCUUGGAGGCAGCUUCUCGCCUGCAGCAGGGUCCUGGCUACUUCUCCCGCAGCUGCUGUCUCUCGUCUCCUCCCAGACAGAACUCUAUUACGGUGCAAGACACUGAAUAAAGAUGACUUC